Molecule: messenger RNA, 3467 nt
Organism: Heteronotia binoei (common prickly gecko)
Lineage: Eukaryota; Metazoa; Chordata; Lepidosauria; Squamata; Gekkonidae
Gene: VAPB
Product: VAMP associated protein B and C
Exons: 6
Coding region: 352-1083 (243 amino acids)
Biological process (GO): endoplasmic reticulum membrane organization
Cellular component (GO): plasma membrane; endoplasmic reticulum membrane
Molecular function (GO): FFAT motif binding
Source: RefSeq, a predicted model, not a curated record
GCGCGGGGGCUUCUUCCGCCGGGCGAGAGGCGGGUUUGCCACCGCUUCCCCCCCCCUUUCCCUUCCUCUUGCUGACGUCAGUUUGCAGCCUCCCUCCGGCCGGCCCUCCCCUUUGCACUGCUGCAGCGUCCUCGCCGCCGCCUCCUCCUCCACGGGUCCUUGCGAGGGAGGCUAAGCGCACGCCAACCAGCGGGCCCGGCUCUUUCCCUCGCCGCCGCCGCCGCCCCUUCCAGCGCAGCCUUCUCCCGUUGGGGAGGUUGGAGCCCCGCCGCGGCCCGGGCGCGUCGCCGCCGCCUUCACUUCCCUCUGCCUGGUGUCGCCGCCGAGAAAGGAGGAGGAGCGGGAGGGAACAUGGCGAAAACCGAGCAGGUCCUCUCUCUGGAACCGCAGCACGAGCUCAAAUUCAAAGGCCCCUUCACAGACGUCGUCACUACAAAUCUGAAACUUGGCAACCCUACAGACAGAAAUGUGUGCUUCAAAGUCAAGACUACAGCACCCCGCAGAUAUUGUGUGAGGCCCAACAGUGGAAUUAUAGAUGCAGGAACGUCUAUUAAUGUCUCUGUGAUGCUACAGCCCUUUGAUUAUGACCCUAAUGAGAAGAGUAAACACAAGUUCAUGGUUCAGUCGAUGUUUGCACCAGCUGAUACCUCAGACAUGGAGGCAGUAUGGAAAGAAGCAAAGCCAGAAGAACUCAUGGAUUCGAAACUUAGAUGUGUGUUUGAGCUGCCGGCAGAAAAUGAUAAACCUCAUGAUGUAGAAAUUAAUAAAAUUAUAUCCACAGCUGCAACAAAGACAGAAUCUUCUGUAAUGUCUAAAUCGUUAAGUUCUUCUUUGGAUGACACUGAAGUUAAGAAAGUAAUGGAAGAAUGUAAGAGGCUGCAAUUAGAAGUUCAGAGGUUACGGGAGGAGAACAAACAAUUUAAGGAAGAAGAUGGGCUGCGGAUGAGGAAGGCGCCCCAGACAAACCACCCAGCCUCUACUUCUGCCGCCGUUGCAAAGGAGGAAGGCCUCAGCACUAGACUACUUGCCCUGGUGGUCUUGUUCUUUAUUGUUGGCGUAAUUAUAGGGAAAAUUGCCUUGUAGAGGCAGCAUGCUGGAGGAUUGUAAAUCGGAUUGAGGGAUCUGCCAUAUCAUUGGAUUAAAUUUAUUCAUAACAAAUGUUUAAAAAAGAAAAAUGUACGACAUCUCACAGGUCUUGCCUUUUAAAUUUUUACCCCCCCCCCCCCCUUGCACAAAUAUAACAUUUAACAUAACAUAAUAUCUUCUAGAAAGUUUAAGAUGCACAAAGGAGUAAGCAGGAGAAGGAAGGAGUUGCGAGCAACGAGGAAAGAUAAUCAUGAAUUUAACACUAUAAUGGUGCAUUGUUCAGAAGGGAAAUGAAAGUCACUUUAAACAUUUUUUUGGACCUUGGUUCAUAUUACUGGACUUCUCUUCUUGUGGAGGGUUGAGGGGAGGAGGGAGAGAUUCCUCUGAGGGAGCUGGUCCUUUUUUUUUUGGCUACCUGGAGGUUGGCUUAAACAGGAACGGUGGUUGGCUUUCUGUAAAAUAUAUUAACCCUGCCAUCCCUCCACAUACGUUUAACAGUUCUGUCAAGUGGGUGUGACUCUGAUCUCAGAAUUCUGUCUGCCGUGUUACUCCCCGAGCAGCUCGUAAGAUUUCCUCCCUAAACAGGCAGCGCAGCCUUGCCUCUCCAAGUCCCGCGUUGUCCGCAGGAGCAUUGACAGUGCAGCCGCCGCAGAGAACUCUGGGAGAAAGAGAGGAGGGGCUCAGAGCAGGUUUGCCCCCCAGAGGCCAUGAGUGGCAGCAGAGCUACAGAACCGGUGGGUUGUCUUGCAGUUGGUCCCGUUGGCGUGUGCAGGAUAGAUGCAAACGCAGUCUUAGAAGUUGGCAGCGGGUAGAGCAGAGAGAGGUUGAUGGGGAGGGGCCCUCAAUUUCUGUGCCUCUUCUUCUCUGUGAGGCUCCUGUCGAGGAAGACUUGAUAACCAGCAGUGGUGUGGCUUGCCGUCCAGGGGAGCCGCUUUCCUAGCCUUCGUUAAAGCAGCCCAGAGUGCUCCUGUUGUCACUGGGGAGGUGGUUCCUGAUUUUAAAGUCCAGUUUUGUGGCUCACUGUUUUAACCAGUUUUUUGGGGGGUUUUGUCAGAUAUUGGAACGGCAUGGGCCAUUACAUCGUGCACUCUGUCCCCUCCCUUCUUGCUGUUAGUCCAGUCUGAUAAAAAUCGUUCUCUGACUGUCUGUCUAUGUUCCACUUGGGAAUGGCGUCGUGUUAAUGGGGACCAUACGCUUCAGCCCCCUCGUCCAUCACAUCUUUUUAUUUUUAGUUUUAGUUUUUGCACCCGCUCCUUGUUGAGUUUGUGAAUGACUUCUCUGCUUUUUCACCCUACAGCAAAUUCCCACAUGCUCACUCCAUACACUGCAGUGUGUGUGCGUGAGCUCUUGUGGGAGGUCUCUUGUAUAAUCUUCCUUCUCUAGCCCCACUACAUCCCCUCGAAGUUUCUGGAGAGGAGGGAUUUGGGGAUUCAGUCUCAUUGUGGGGACAGGUCUCCUGGGUGUUCACUUGUAGCAGAUCUUCAUUCAGUGCCAUUUCUCUCCAGCAGUUCCUCUUGCAGGCCAGGUGCGAAGAGAAUUCCCCUGCCCCUUUCCCCCUCAGCUGCUUAGUGCUGGUUUUGAAUAGUGCUCAUGUAGAGAGGCCAUCUCUCUCUGACUGAGGCCUGUGCCGGUGGAUAAGGAAACAAUCUAGGCAGAACUCCUAGUCCUAAGCAAAUCACUGCCCUGUGUUUGGGAAAAGAGGAGAGGAUGGGUAGGUUUAGGCCCACAGCAGCAGGAUCUCUCUCACCGCGUCUCCGUUUUAAUUCAGUUCUGGACACUUAAGCAGUGAACAGCUUUAAACCGACUCUGGCUGUAUUGAGAGGCGACCGAACUGUCCUCUGCUUUAGCCGGUUGUGUGGAUCGAGCAUCGCUGCCCUGCUGUUCAAGAGGGACCAAUUACAGUUGCUGUCGGUUUGUGUAGCAGAGUUUAAAAAAACCCUUCGUAGUCAGGAAAAAAAAUCAUUUAAUGCAUAUUUAACUUAUUUAAUGUGUCUCAUCUCAUGUUUUCCUUGUUGUCACCGACAUUUGACUACUGCUAUAUAAACGGUUAAGUGAGAGGAGAGGGGGGAGAAGGGGCGCCUGUUCAAAGCUGGUGGAUAGAACUAAUUAUUUUUUAUUUCUGUUGCUGUAGUGAUGAUGGAUUCUUCGGCCUUCUAAUGCUUUUGGGCACCACAGUUGUCAGUUUUGAUCAUCUAAACAUUGGGGAAAACAGCGGUCAGGAAACUGUUCUUUUUGUAUAUAAAAUAAGUCUAUGUAGGGGAAAAAUUAGUAGGAAUUAGUUCUAUGCUGUUCAAAACAAAAACAAAAAAAGACCAAUCCUGUUUGACUAUGUAGCAUCUUUAAAAAAAAACUCAAAUAAAUCUCCCCCCAAAUUAUUGGAA